Molecule: messenger RNA, 1122 nt
Organism: Lottia gigantea (owl limpet)
Lineage: Eukaryota; Metazoa; Mollusca; Gastropoda; Lottiidae
Exons: 3
Coding region: 1-1122 (373 amino acids)
Source: RefSeq, a predicted model, not a curated record
AUGGCUAAUCCUAGCAGAGACAUUAAGAUAUCACCAUUCAUUGCUGAUGCUGACCCAAUUUCAACCGGUCCAAAGUGGGAAAAAUGGAUGGAUGAGUUCGAAACCCGUCUUCGUUAUUUUCGCAUCACCGAUGACCAGGAUAGACUGGAUGCUUUGAAGAUUUACGGUGGACGUGAUAUUCGAGAAAAGAUCAAACAUCUUAGAGAUGUAACACCUGAUGACAGUGGUGAGGGUGAAGAAGAAACGGGAGCAAACAAUUCAGCAUACACAGCAGCAGUAGAAAAGCUAAAUGUCAAUAUCGCUAUUAAGAGGCCUAUUACUGAAGCACAUACAGUGGAAGAUAUAGCGUUUAAGUUAAAUGGAGCACAACAUUUUAGCAAAUUAGAUAUGAAUGAAUCGUAUCAUCAAAUUGAGCUGGAAGAGACAUCUAGACAUCUUACAACAUUUUAUGGUGUUAAUGUCGAUGUUCCUGAAAAUCUAGAUUACCUUGCCAAGGACACAAAGAAAAAAGGGGAGAUAAAAGAGUAUGCAGACCAGAAGCGGCAUGUGAAACCACACAAGUUUAUUGUCGGAAAUCCUGUGUUAGUGAAAAUCAAGAAAAAAUGUAAACUGACUACUCCUUAUGAUCCGCAACCGUAUGUAGUAGUACGUGUGAAAGGUACAAUGAUUACUGCGACAAGAUUAUCAGAUGGCAAAAGCAUUACGCGAAAUGCCUCGCAUUUUAAAUUGUUGGAAAUUCCAAUAAGAUCUGUUAUUGCAAUAAGUGAUAAUUUAAAUUCGCGAAGUGUAGACGAGGAAGAUGAAACAAAUUUGGAUGACAUUAUCAAAAAUUCUACGUUGUUAGAUUAUAAUUCGCGUGACAAAAAUAAAAGUGAUCAAAGUCAAAAGGAUAGUGUACAUUCAGAUCCUAAUCAAAGUGUUGCAUGUGAAAAUGAAAAUACCGUAAGUGAUAAUAAUCAUAGUGAUCAGGAACAAAUUAAUAGGAAUAACGGAAAUCAAGUCGAUACAAAUACUUUGGAUGUACAAGGAACAAACACUAAUCCUACACGGAAAUCUCUAAGGAUAAAACGCGCCCCAGAAAAAUUUAAGGACUAUGUUGUAGACUGUAAGACAAAGAAAUAA